Aspergillus homomorphus CBS 101889 is the source of this 1946-nucleotide messenger RNA. RefSeq names its product putative cyclin. Gene Ontology annotation, molecular function: cyclin-dependent protein serine/threonine kinase activator activity. Lineage: Eukaryota; Fungi; Ascomycota; Eurotiomycetes; Eurotiales; Aspergillaceae. The record is from RefSeq and is a predicted model, not a curated record. Gene Ontology annotation, biological process: regulation of transcription by RNA polymerase II; positive regulation of DNA-templated transcription, elongation. The coding region runs from base 144 to 1703 and encodes 519 amino acids. Gene Ontology annotation, cellular component: nucleus; cyclin/CDK positive transcription elongation factor complex. The transcript has 3 exons.
UGCGGAUUCGGACUCAAUUUCAUUUCGCGUCGUGUACAGCUCUUUCACCCCCGACGUCCUCGGAACUAGCUCCUGCCCGGACAGACUGCGUGCUGCAUCUACCAGCAAUCAGAUCCUUACCCGCGAGGCCUGCAUCUCUCGCGAUGACUUCUCCAAGGAGCCAACGUCAGAUGCCAAGGCCUGUUCCUGCGCCCUCGAACCCCGUCCUCAUCGCGACCCAAGCUCAAUGGCUUUUCACCGAUGACGAGCUCACACGAACGCCGUCUCAGCUCGAUGGCAUGAAGAUGGAUGCGGAAAGUACCUCGCGCAGCAAGGGCGUGAACUUCAUCUCCCAGGUGGGCAUCAUGCUAAAGCUGCCGCAACUCACGCUUGCGACUGCGGCCGUGUACCUCCAUCGAUUUUUCAUGCGAUACAGCAUGGUCGAUCUACCCCACCGACCCGGAAUGCACCCCUACCCCAUCGCUGCAACGGCCCUGUUCUUGGCCACGAAGGUUGACGAAAACGUGCGAAGGAUGAAGGAGCUUGUGGUUGCCUGCUGCCGGGUCGCCCAGAAACAACCAAACCUGGUGGUCGACGAACAGUCGAAGGAAUUUUGGAAAUGGCGCGACACGAUUCUGGUUCACGAAGAUAUCUUGUUAGAGGCGCUCUGCUUUGAUUUGCAGCUGGAAGAGCCGUAUCGCAUCCUCUACGAAUUCCUGCAGUUCUUCAAGGUGGCGGAUAAUAAGCAUAUGCGCAAUGCGUCCUGGGCCUUCGUCAACGAUUCGAUGUUCACUGUCCUCUGCUUGCAAUUCACAGCCCGCAACAUUGCCGCUGCCGCUCUGUACGCCGCUGCCAAACAUUGCGAUGUCGGGUUUGAAGACGACGAACUCGGUCGGCCGUGGUGGGAGCAGAUCGAUGUGGACAUAGUCGAGGUGCGUCGUACGGUCACGAGAAUGGCGCAACUCUAUGAAAACAAUGCCUUGCAAAGAAAUACGAUACCGCGCGCGGGCGGGUCGGCAGAGGCUGCGCCAGGGGCAGACUCCGUCAACGGACGGAAGCGGUCCAGAGAGCCCGAAGAACAACCUCACGACCGCUCACUGCACGAAUCGACUACAUCCCGAGAUGACGAAUCCGUAAGCCAAAAGCGACAGCGGAGGGACUCGGAGGAUUUGGUGGCCGACAAAGGCCCUGCGCAUGGCUCCUCGGCUGCCCCUCGCUCAAAUGGAGCGCCAUCAUCACCUCAAGAUCGAUACCAUGGAAAUGGUCACGCCUCCGCGGGACAACUCCCGCCUCCUUCGCAUCACUCACAACCUCGCCAUCCGCACCCUCUACCUCCUGCACCUCGACCCUUUCCUCGCCGUGAUAGUGCUAGUCGCUCUAGUGGCGCCAAGCCGGGGCACUCGGUCGAUCCCAUCCAACAACGGAUCGACGAGAUUGUACAGCAGAACAUGUCUUCCCACGGGUCGCCUGGCCCUGCUCGUCGGCAAAUAGACCGUCACCGAAGCGACUGGGAUGCAGAAUCAGACGACCGCAGGCGACGUCCGUCUGCCGGUGACAGGAAGCCAUCGUUUGAAGAGCAGUCAAGCUACUCACACGUACCACCGCCCCCUCCCCCUCCACCUCCCCCGCCGCCUCCAGAAGAGGCCCGGCCACCGUCGCCGGAGCCAGCGAAGGCUGCCGAACCCGACGAGGAGGGCGGCGGAAGUGAGGAGGGCGAGCUCUAGCGAGCUUUAUUCUUCUUAUAUUUCUUACUCGCAUUCACGUGAAAGUGAUAGAUGUCCCCUAUGCAUUGGGAAAGAAAGCGGUGAGAGGGAUUUUGUACUAUACCUUUUGCUUAGACAUGAAGUAAUUAUUCCAGAGUAUUGCAGCCGUGCUGUAUCCACUUGGGUGAUUCAUGCAGGAUGCUUUGUAUACUCAAGGAAUGCAGAAUUCGGAACUAUCUUCUCAGGCUCCUUACCAAACGCUUG